Messenger RNA from Hyalella azteca, 802 nucleotides. RefSeq lists its product as uncharacterized. The transcript has 4 exons. Lineage: Eukaryota; Metazoa; Arthropoda; Malacostraca; Amphipoda; Hyalellidae. The coding region runs from base 1 to 684 and encodes 227 amino acids. The record is from RefSeq and is a predicted model, not a curated record.
AUGGAUUCCAAAAAGGAUAAAACAAACUAUGUCCCCCCUUUACCCCGCCCCCCAGAGUCGCCCCCCAACACGGCGGGGGCGCGGGAAGGGGGCUACGUGGGGGAUAUUUGGGAGCCCUCGGGGGAGCGCAGUCCCCCAUACAAGGACGCAUACCGGGAGUUCGAGCGGCGGUUCCUGCCCGCCAUGGCGCAGCGGCAGUUCAUGGCGCUGUGGCGCAGCGUCUGCGCCGUCGUGGCGCCCGACGCCGGCGCCCCCGCGGCGCAGCACGACGCCCUCAUCAGCGACCUCGCGCGCGUCGGCACGAAUCUGUUACAAAUCGGGGAAGCAGCGAGCCGGCACCAAUGUACUGACACCUGCGACAACACCUCUUGUAACAACCCUUGUAAUAACCCUUGUAACAACCCUUGUAACACUUCUUGUAACAUCCCUUGUAACACUUGUGGAGAUAACAACUCUUGUAACACGGAGAACGAUUACAAGGAACCUUGUAGCAGCUGUAACAUGGAGUGUAGCAGCAAUUGUAGCAGCAAAUGUAGCAAGGCUUGGAGCAUCAGCUUCGAGCAGUUGCUGCUGGCGGUGGGCGAGCGGCGGUCGCUGAUGGCGGCCCUAAGCGCCACCACCGACGCCGCCCCCGCCCUCAGGCGCAUGGCGGGGCUGCCAAGCCCUAAGCCAGCCAAGCCCUAAGCCCGCCAAGCUCUAAGCCAGCCAAGCCCUAAGCCCAUGCCACUCGUGGAAUUCGUCUUCCGCUCCGCCAUAUUUUAUUCUCAUCAUUAAUGUUUAAUAAAUAAUAAAUUAAUUAAUU